ACGAAAUUUCCCCGUACAAAAAUACGGUGAUAACCCGUCCGUGUUGACAGCUAUGGGAUAAUGCAUUGAAACGUUGAAGAACAACACAAUCAACAACACAAAUAACAAACAACAACAACAACAACGACGCUAAUUCUGGGCCCUCUGUGGUGGUGGUGGUUGCCACCACUCGCGGCGCUGUCGCCAUGGCAACGCGGACACCCACCACCCGGCGCUUUAAAGUUUUCACUUUCCUCGUGGCGAGUUUUAAUUAUAAUUUAUAAUCUCUUGGGCUUUAGCGUCGCUAUUCUAAAUCGUAGUUGACUGUUGAAAGCGGUCGGUAAUUCGCGAUUUUAUUUUAUUUUAAAACAAAUGCGUAAGCUUUGUUCGGAAACUUUGGGUAGACAUUCGGUGUGCGUGGCGAUUAACUCGUAAAGGACGGCGGUAAAACUAAAACUUCUUACUUUACAGCGACUAAACAUUAAAGUGUGCAGGUUUACACAUUAAUACGAGCCGUAUCUUGUGUGUUGUCAACUUUACAAGUCUGAAAUCUUUAGUCAACGCCGUCGGGAUGUUCGUCACCGUUAAAUACGGAGAGCGACAGCAGGCGCUAUUUAACCCGUCUUGCCAGGCUCGCCUACUGCUUCGCUCCAUCCGCAUCAAGCUUGGCUGUGACCCUGAUGCGGAGCUGGAGUUGUGCGACGAGAUGGGGCAGCUGAAGCACGUGUCUGCAUGGCCGGAGCGGCUGGCGAGCGAGCUGCUGGCCGAGAGGGAGACACUGGUGGCUGUGCGAGUCUUCAGAGAAGGUGACCAGUUGACGUAUCGACCUCUACUGGAUGAUCCAGACAUCGUCAACCCCAAGUUUAUCGCACGCCUGAGCAGCCGUGACAACUACAGGCCAAUGACAAGUGCCAGGAACAAGAUCAAGAAAGUGGCCAAGAAAAAUCCUGCCAACUUAUCCACCUCCAGCUUUGAUGGGCCUCCAAAAUCUCUUGGGUGCUCCAAUGGCAAGCUGGCCACAGUGAGAAGCAGAUCUCGACAGUCCAAAAACUGAGUUUUAAAAGUUACAAACAAAACGCUGUGGAAUAUGUAUGAUUUACACUUAUAAUGCAUAACUGGGUAUUAAUCAGUAGCUUGGGUAAAUGUGCCAUCCGAUGCAAUGCUUAAUUCAACCAACGUUGCAAACAAGUGUUCACAUCGUGAUAAUUGUUUUUUUUACCCUUCUAUCUGGCAACAAAACUGACACCUUUUUAUAAGGAGUCAUGUUUGCAUAGACCACAAUACCUGCAGUCAUAGACCACAGGUAUUGUGGUCUAUGCAAACAUGACUCCUUGUAAAAAAGGUGUCAGUUUUGUUGCCAGAUAGAAGGGUAAAAAAACAAAUAUCAUAUUUUUUACUGGCAAAUGAGGUUCCAAAAGUGUUCACAUCGUUUGUAAUUGUAUAUGCAUAAUGUACGAAUAAAAGUUGUAGCACCUUUA
This is a messenger RNA of Lethenteron reissneri (Far Eastern brook lamprey), 1457 nucleotides long. RefSeq names its product chromosome 13 C22orf15 homolog (gene C13H22orf15). Lineage: Eukaryota; Metazoa; Chordata; Hyperoartia; Petromyzontiformes; Petromyzontidae. The record is from RefSeq and is a predicted model, not a curated record.